AUGGGAUAUUUAACCCAUCUGUAUUUUCAUCUGCACCUGAUCAAGCCCACCAAGGCAGAAUGGACUUUAAAAGUUAAGGGAGGAACAGUCUUGGACCACGUGGUGUUCUGGUUCGGCUGUGCUGACCGGCAGGUGAAGACACGCCGACCCCCCUUCUCCCUCUGCGAUCUGGCAGGACCAGAGGCCGCCUUCAUGCCCGAUCCAGGGCCAGGUGAAGUUCCUGCAGCAGCCACUGCUCUUCCACCAGCUCUCCGGGAGUUCGUAGAGCCGCUGUUUCGGCAGGCUCCAAUCCCAGCAAUGGAGACCUCUGGUCAGCACCCCCAGAAUUCCACUUCAGCUGGACCUCCUAGAUUGUAUCCACCUCUCCCGUUACAGUUGCAGGUGUCACUCCUGGAUCCACCACAGGAGGGUGAAGACAGCAUACCACGCAGACCUGGAGGACGCCAAGUGGACUACACAAAGGACCCCACUGAUUCCCGUGAAACCAAGAUCAUCUUAAAGAAGAAAAAAAGAUGA
This is a messenger RNA of Rangifer tarandus platyrhynchus (Svalbard reindeer), 516 nucleotides long. NCBI's taxonomy places the organism in Eukaryota, Metazoa, Chordata, Mammalia, Artiodactyla, Cervidae. The record is from the annotation of a GenBank genome assembly.